GUGCAUUCUCCCUCUCUGGGUUAGGAGUCUUCUUUUUUCUUGAUUUCCUUUCUUUGGGGGUGAGAUGCCAGCAUGAAAACCCAAGCAUGGAAAGCAAGUUGAGGAAGGAAAGAGUUAAUUGCUUUUAAGGCCCUGAAUAGAGAAUUAUGGUUUAAAAGAUAGAGGCUGGACAGCUGGCUUUGCUGGGGUAUUUUUAAAUGCAUUAAUGCAGGCUCCAAUCACUCGGCCAUGCUUGACCUAUUUUUGGCUCAGGCCGACCAUUGUUCUAUUUCUGUGCCUGUGGGCCAUGCUGUUGUUGAUUCAUAUGCAAAUGGAUUAUCACUAGCUUUAGCCAACUUGAGCUGAGAGAGACUGAGACAGGGAAGGGAGAGAGGCACAGACAGACAGGAGGACACCCUCUGGAGCCACUUGCAGGAUGAGGAUCUCUCCUUGAAACCCUCGAAGUCCAGGGAGCUAGACGCCAGGUUUAAUUGUUUUCUUUCUUUCUGCCCCCCAUGGGUAGAGUUAAUAUUUUUCUACUUAUUCUUACAAAGAAAUAACCCCGAAGCACAUUCCUGUUGCCCACCUGCUUUUAGUUUCCAGGAUAACCUAAAACUCCAGCGAGCUACAGCAUCCACUCUGCUCCUUCUGCUUUGCAUACAGAUGGAGUGGCCGGACGAGAGCAGCUCUUGGCUCAGCAAAGAAUGCACAGUAUGAUCAGCUCAGUGGAUGUGAAAUCAGAGGUUCCUAUGGGCCUGGAGCCCAUCUCGCCUUUAGACCUAAGGACAGACCUCAGGAUGAUGAUGCCCGUGGUGGAUCCUGUCGUCCGCGAGAAGCAACUACAGCAAGAGCUGCUUCUUAUUCAACAGCAGCAACAAAUCCAGAAGCAGCUCCUGAUAGCAGAGUUUCAGAAGCAGCACGAGAAUCUGACCCGGCAGCACCAGGCACAACUCCAGGAGCACAUAAAGUUGCAACAGGAACUUCUAGCCAUAAAACAACAGCAAGAACUCCUAGAAAAGGAGCAGAAACUGGAGCAGCAGAGGCAAGAACAGGAAGUAGAGAGGCAUCGCAGAGAGCAGCAGCUUCCUCCUCUCAGAGGCAAAGAUAGAGGACGAGAAAGGGCAGUGGCAAGCACAGAGGUAAAGCAGAAGCUUCAAGAAUUCCUUUUGAGUAAAUCAGCAACGAAAGACACUCCAACCAAUGGAAAGAAUCAUUCCGUGAGCCGCCAUCCCAAGCUCUGGUACACGGCUGCCCACCACACAUCACUGGAUCAAAGCUCUCCACCUCUCAGUGGAACAUCUCCAUCUUACAAGUACACAUUACCAGGAGCCCAAGAUACCAAGGAUGAUUUCCCCUUGAGAAAAACUGCCUCAGAGCCCAACUUGAAGGUGCGGUCCAGGUUAAAACAGAAAGUGGCAGAGAGGAGAAGCAGCCCCUUACUCAGGCGGAAGGAUGGAAAUAUUGUCACUUCAUUCAAGAAACGAGUGUUUGAGGUGACAGAAUCCUCAGUCAGUAGCAGCUCUCCAGGGUCCGGUCCCAGUUCACCAAACAAUGGGCCCACUGGAAAUGUUACCGAAAACGAGGCUUCAAUCUUGCCUCCCACACCUCACCCGGAGCAACUGGUUCCGCAGCAGCGCAUUCUAAUUCACGAAGAUUCCAUGAAGCUGCUCAGUCUCUACACCUCCCCCUCCCUACCCAAUAUCACUCUGGGACUUCCCUCAGUGCCGUCCCCACUCAAUGUUUCCAAUUCACUCAAAGAAAAGCAGAAGUCUGAGACACAGAUGCUCAGGCAAGGCGUUGGUCUGACUGGGCAGUACAGCAGCAGCAUGGCAGCGUCUUCCAGCCAUGCUCACAUGGCCGUGGAAGGGAAGCACAGCAGCGGCCACCAAGCUCUCCUGCAGCACCUGCUGUUGAAGGAACAGAUGCGACAGCAAAAGCUCCUUGUGGCUGGUGGAGUUCCCUUGCACCCUCAGUCUCCUAUGGCAACAAAAGAAAGAAUUUCACCAGGUAUUAGAGGUACCCACAAAUUACCCCGUCACCGACCCCUGAAUCGAACCCAGUCUGCACCUUUGCCUCAGAGCACACUGGCUCAGCUGGUCAUUCAGCAGCAACACCAGCAGUUCCUGGAGAAGCAGAAACAAUACCAGCAGCAGAUUCACAUGAACAAACUGCUUUCGAAAUCUAUUGAACAACUGAAGCAACCAGGCAGCCACCUGGAAGAAGCAGAGGAGGAGCUGCAGGGGGACCAGUCCAUGGAAGACAGAGCCACCUCUAGUGACACCAGCACUAGGAGCAGCAGUGAUGCUUGUGUGGAUGACACACUGGGACAAGUUGGGGCUGUGAAGGUCAAAGAGGAACCAGUGGACAGCGAUGAAGAUGCUCAGAUUCAGGAAAUGGAAUGUGGGGAGCAGGCUGCUUUUAUGCAACAGGUAAUAGGCAAAGAUUUAGCUCCAGGAUUUGUAAUUAAAGUCAUUAUUUGAACAUAAAUAUGUUGCAGAUUUUGGUAAAUGGUUAUCAUUUCCUAUCAGUGUAUAUCUCUGAUUUUAGUGUUUAAGAAUUCUAAAACAGGUAAAAUGAUUUUUUUCUAUAUAAAGAUCACUCUAUACUGAUCUCUGAAUGGGUAUGGGUAUCAAGGUUUUAUUGAACCUUCACUGGUAAAAAAAAAAAAAAAAAUACCUGUCACACUAAAAUUAUGCUCUAUAAUAUCCAGGUAAUUAAUAGGCUUUAAAUCCAUCUCAAAGCCUGAUACAACAGUUACUUCUAGGGAAAAUGAACUCGUUUUUAGUGUCAUCUGCUGAGGUCUGUGAGUACAGAAUAUAGUCUCCCAGCCUGAUCAAUGAAGCAUUCUAUUAGAUAUGAUGUUUUUUAACAUACAGAAUUCAUUUUUCAUACAACUGUACAUACUGUAUCAUACCAUAGUCUUGAACACUGUUGAAGGUAGUCUGCCUCCCGCCCCCUUUUCCUCCCUUUUUUGUUAAGUAGAAAUGUGGCUCCCAUGCCAGUAGCUCUAGGUUAUUGUGUAGAAUACAAUUGAAAGUCUUAUCAGUUCAGGUGGUUUUUAAGUAGAGGCGGACACUGAGGUUCUCUUUUGAACAUUACAUUAUGUCUGACACAGCAUUGCACAUUUCUCAAACAUUGUGUAAUUUACUGAUGUGUGUACUGAAAAAGAUCAAAUGGAACUGAUGCAAAUGUUAGUGAGAAGUAAUGUGCAACCCUGUGGUCCAAGCAGAUGCUGUGAUGUAUGCACAGCUGCAGAAAAUGUAGUAUAAUUACCACCUGAUAUCAGAUUAAAAUCAGUUUUACAAGAGGGUGACUCAUGUUUAUACUUGAUAUCAUUAGAAUCUCUUGCAUACAGUUCCAUGGCAUAUACCAUAUCAUUUUGACAAAAAAUCUGAAUGUUGGAUUUUAGAGAAGAAUCUGUGUAUAUGUGACACACCUCCAGAAGGACUAUGUCCUUUGAUGCUAUAAAAAUGCAAACAACUUUGAAGGCAACAGAGAUAAUGUUUAUUUAAGUCAGCUCUUUGUCAGGUUCCUGCUGUUCUACAGAAAAGCAAUUCUGUGAAGGGACAGGAAAUGUCUUGUGGAAACAGGAAGUCCAAGUGAUUCAUGUACUGGGGAAUAUAGGAAAAAGAAUCCAAGGAUAGUGUUCUACUCUUUCUGUUUUUCAAGGGUGUUCUAUGAAUUGAUAUAUUGUCUAGGAAAAUCACACCAUGAAUAGGGAAGCCCUUACGGAAGCUAUUUGCUGGAAUAUUUCCUUCAUAUUCCCUUUUGAUAUGUUUGCCUUCUUUUAUGGGUUUACUUUGGUUAAGCUAGUUAAACGUAUGCUGUAUUAAGACCCCUUUAAUAUGGAUAAUCCAAAUUGACCUAGAAUCUUCAUGAGCUUUUGAGCUUUUUUUCAAUUUAAAUAUUUAUAUUUCUUGAUCCAUGGUAUUUUAAGGUGUAGUAUCCUGUUUCAAGGAGACAUAGCACUUUUUGCCAAAUAUAGACAUUGUUUAACUGUAUGUUAUUAGCACGUGUUGUUUACAUUUUGCUGUGACAUUUAAAACUAUAUUUCUUUUAAAAUGUUCCUGCUAAAGAUACAUUAUCCUUUUUUAAAAAGUCUCCAUUUGAAUUAAAUUAACAUAACUAGUGUUAGAAAGUUAAAAGUUUUUCCACAUAAUGAGAGUCCUUCUGAUAAUUUGACAACUCUUUCUAAUAGGUAAUUCUCCCUGUCAUCACUGUGUUUGGGUUAGUCUAUUCCUUCAUAUUAAAAUGACUUCUGUCACUUGUUUUGCAUUAAAAAUAUGGCAUGCCUAAGAUAAAAUUGUAUAUUUUUCCAUCUCAUAAAUAUUCAUUUUCUUCAAAUUCCUUUUUCAAUCUCAUAAAAAGGGAUAGUGCAUCUUUUAAAACACAUUUUAUUUGGGGAGGAACACGUGGCUGAGCAGACUUUUGUAUAAUAUUACUUCAAAGAUAUGUGAUCACAAACAAAAAAAAAACCUAUUUUUUAUAAUGUCAUUUGAGAGAACUUCAUCAGUACGUUUGGUGGACAUAAUUGUUUGAAUUUGAUAGUCUUUGAAUUUAGUCAAGAAACUACCUGGAACCAGUAAAACAAAAAGCUGGACGUAACUAACCUUAGAAUUAACUGAUAAAUGUCUCUUCUAAGAUCUACUGUAUUUAUUAUGAUUUACACCCUUAGAGGUGAUAUCUUGUUUUGUGUUGUAAAUAUAUUGUUUGUAUGUUUCCCUUCUUGCCUUCUGUUAUAAGUCUCUUCCUUUCUCAAAUAAAGUUUUUUUUAAAAGA
Onychomys torridus (southern grasshopper mouse) is the source of this 4758-nucleotide messenger RNA. RefSeq names its product histone deacetylase 9 (gene Hdac9). Gene Ontology annotation, molecular function: histone deacetylase activity. NCBI's taxonomy places the organism in Eukaryota, Metazoa, Chordata, Mammalia, Rodentia, Cricetidae. The record is from RefSeq and is a predicted model, not a curated record. The transcript is spliced from 12 exons. Gene Ontology annotation, cellular component: histone deacetylase complex. The coding region runs from base 684 to 2459 and encodes 591 amino acids. Gene Ontology annotation, biological process: chromatin organization; negative regulation of transcription by RNA polymerase II.